Messenger RNA from Onychomys torridus (southern grasshopper mouse), 6061 nucleotides. It is a transcript of the gene Sec63, whose product is annotated as SEC63 homolog, protein translocation regulator. The record is from RefSeq and is a predicted model, not a curated record. Gene Ontology annotation, cellular component: Sec62/Sec63 complex. Lineage: Eukaryota; Metazoa; Chordata; Mammalia; Rodentia; Cricetidae. Gene Ontology annotation, biological process: SRP-dependent cotranslational protein targeting to membrane; post-translational protein targeting to endoplasmic reticulum membrane. Gene Ontology annotation, molecular function: transmembrane protein transporter activity; RNA binding. The transcript has 21 exons. The coding region runs from base 124 to 2406 and encodes 760 amino acids.
GAGGCGGCGGCGGCGGCGGCGGCGUCGGAGCUACGCCACACGGGGCCGGGGCGCCGGGAGCCGGAGCGCAGCGCGGGGUCGUGGCGGCGGCGGUGAGGGGAGCACGGCGGAGGAGGCGGAACCAUGGCGGGCCAGCAGUUCCAGUACGAUGACAGCGGGAACACCUUCUUCUACUUCCUCACCUCCUUCGUGGGGCUCAUUGUGAUCCCCGCCACCUACUACCUCUGGCCGCGAGACCAGAAUGCGGAGCAAAUUCGAUUAAAGAAUAUCAGAAAAGUAUAUGGAAGAUGUAUGUGGUACCGUUUACGAUUAUUAAAACCCCAGCCAAAUAUUAUUCCUACAGUAAAGAAAACAGUUCUCCUUGCAGGAUGGGCAUUGUUCUUGUUCCUUGCAUACAAAGUUUCCAAAACAGACCGAGAAUACCAGGAGUACAAUCCUUAUGAAGUCUUAAAUUUGGACCCUGGAGCAACAGUAGCAGAAAUUAAGAAACAAUAUCGCUUGUUGUCACUUAAAUAUCAUCCAGAUAAAGGAGGUGAUGAAGUUAUGUUCAUGAGGAUAGCAAAAGCUUAUGCAGCUUUAACAGAUGAAGAGUCUCGGAAAAAUUGGGAAGAAUUUGGAAAUCCAGAUGGGCCUCAAGCUACAAGUUUUGGAAUUGCCUUGCCAGCUUGGAUAGUUGACCAGAAAAAUUCGAUUCUGGUUUUACUUGUAUAUGGAUUGGCAUUUAUGGUUAUCCUUCCUGUUGUUGUGGGCUCUUGGUGGUAUCGGUCAAUACGCUAUAGUGGAGACCAGAUUCUAAUACGUACAACACAGAUUUAUACAUACUUUGUUUAUAAAACUCGAAAUAUGGAUAUGAAACGGCUCAUCAUGGUUUUAGCUGGAGCUUCUGAAUUUGAUCCUCAAUAUAAUAAAGAUGCCACAAGCAGGCCAACAGAUAAUAUCUUAAUACCACAGCUAAUUAGAGAAAUUGGCAGCAUAAAUUUAAAGAAGAAUGAGCCUCCACUUACCUGUCCAUAUAGCCUGAAGGCCAGAGUUCUUUUACUGUCUCAUCUUGCUAGAAUGAAAAUUCCUGAGACCCUGGAAGAAGAUCAACAGUUCAUGCUGAAAAAAUGUCCUGCUCUGCUUCAAGAAAUGGUUAAUGUAAUCUGCCAGCUAAUAAUAAUGGCCAGGAGCCGUGAAGAAAGGGAGUUUCGUGCUCCAACUUUGGCAUCCUUAGAAAACUGUAUGAAGCUCUCCCAGAUGGCUGUCCAAGGCCUCCAGCAGUUUAAGUCUCCCCUUCUGCAGCUCCCUCACAUUGAGGAGGACAACCUUAGGAGAGUUUCCAACCAUAAAAAGUACAAAAUUAAAACUAUUCAGGAUUUGGUCAGUUUAAAAGAAUCAGACCGUCAUAGUCUGCUGCACUUCCUUGAAGAUGACAAAUAUGAAGAGGUAAUGGCAGUCCUUGGGAGUUUUCCCUAUGUGACUAUGGAUAUAAAGUCACAGGUACUGGAUGACGAGGAUAGCAACAAUAUCACAGUAGGAUCCCUAGUCACAGUGCUGGUGACAUUGACAAGGCAGACGAUGGCCGAAGUAUUUGAAAAGGAGCAGUCCAUCUGCGCUGCGGAGGAACAGCCUACGGAAGACGGGCAGAGUGACGCCAGCAAGAACAAGGCCAAGGGAGGGUGGCAGCAGAAGAGCAAAGGACCCAAGAAGAUGCCCAAGUCCAAAAAGAAGAAGCCUUUGAAAAAGAAGCCCACAGCUCUGCCCUUCCCCCAGACCAAGCAGCAGAAGCAGAAGCAGGCGAACGGCGUUGUUGGGAGUGAGACUGCAGUAAAGGAGGAAGAAGAUGACAUUUCUGACAAAGGCAGUGAUUCUGAAGAGGAGGAAACCAACAGGGAUUCCCAGAGUGAAAAAGAGGAUGGCAGUGACAGAGAGUCUGAUAGAGAGCAGGAUGAGAAACAAAACAAGGAUGACGAAGCAGAGUGGCAAGAAUUACAACAGAGCAUACAAAGAAAAGAGAGAGCUCUUCUGGAAACCAAGUCAAAGAUCACACACCCUGUGUAUAGUCUUUAUUUUCCCGAGGAAAAACAAGAGUGGUGGUGGCUUUAUAUUGCAGAUAGGAAAGAACAGACAUUAAUAUCCAUGCCGUAUCAUGUAUGUACACUGAAGGAUACAGAAGAGGUAGAACUGAAGUUUCCUGCACCAGGCAAGCCUGGAAAUUAUCAGUAUACAGUUUUUCUGAGAUCAGACUCCUAUAUGGGUUUGGAUCAGAUUAAACCACUGAAGCUGGAAGUUCAUGAGGCCAAGCCUGUGCCAGAAAACCACCCACAGUGGGAUACGGCAAUAGAAGGUGAUGAAGACCAGGAAGACAGUGAGGGAUUUGAAGAUAGCUUUGAGGAAGAAGAGGAGGAAGAGGAAGGUGAUAACUAACCAGUGUAUGCGUGGACCACAGCGUUUGCACAUACUUGCAAACAUCUGCUGCUUUGUAAAUUAUAAUAACGCAGAAGCAGUGGGGAACUGAUGCGGUGGGAAGUGUUGGCAUCUUUCCUAGAAAUGGAUACGUCAUAUAGGCAGUUGGUGGUGCCGUGGUACAAUCUGAAAGGGCUUCUUUAAAGCCUUUCAGGUAUGGGGUGGUGCGAUCAUAUCAUCUGCAAAUGAUAAUAAAUCCUUCAUUGUUAAAACUGUCCAGAAGCGUGGGCUGUGCAUUACCUGAUCAGUUUACGGUCUCAGUCAGAGUCAAGGUACAUGAAAAACAGUCUUUGUUCAGCUUUAGUUUUAGUAAACAUAAAAUAUGAUAAACAUCACAAAUAUGUUUUAAGUAAUAUCUGCUCAAGUUUUUAAUCUUUUAAUAAGCUCCGUUAUUCAUUUAUCAAUAUUUUACAAAUGGUAAGAUUGUAACAGUUCCAUACAUGAGUUCAAACCUUUAUUUUUCAUCUGUCUUGGCCAUAACUUAGCAUUCUCACACAUUCCACACAAUACAGAGGGCUACAUUUUGGAAUUUUCUGUUCUUAAUUGCCCAGAGUUAGCAGACAUUACAAAAGUGGCUUUUAAUGGCUUAAGGCCUCUCAAAGCCUCCAUUGGUGUCUGCACAAGAUCUCAUUCUUCUGAUAAGCUCAGGGCUGAAAGGGAUUGUGGGACCACCCGUUCUCUGAUGCUUAGGUCAUGUUAUCCAGUCUUUUGAAAAGGGUUACUAUAAAAGCUGGACUACAUUCUUAGCUUUUAAUCUACCUGACUAUCAGAAGCCUUUUAAAGAAAAUAAAUACAGCAUACAAAGGAGGCAUUUUUUGUAUUCAUUUUGGACUCCUGUUAAUAAAAUAGAAGUUUGACUCAUUUUAUGUUUGUAAUUGUGUUUGUCUUUUUACUCCUAGAGAAAGGGCAUAAAUAGGGUAAUCUCUUAUUUUUCAACUAAAAGUUUAAUAUUGUACCUCACUGUGGAAGUGACUGCUAUCUCUGUAUACUCUUGGAAAACCCAGGAGAAAGAGCUAUUUUCUCUCAUCUAGUACAACCUAAAGGGCAGUGCUCAACAUAGAGUAAGUGUGUGUGUGAUGAGUCUCUGAGGUAAGAGGAAUAUUUUUAUUACUAGAUAUGGAGGACACACAAGUCUACAAUACUAUAAUAAGAUUGAUUGCAAUAAUCCUAUCAAACUCUCCAUAGGCCAAAGUACUGUUGCAAUACUUAUGUUUAUUUAAGAAGUUGCUACUCUUCAUGCAGAAUUAUCACUGGUAUUUUGUUACUACAGUAGUUGGAAAUAAAAUUUGAAGAUUACCAAAAAUAUGAAUUUUUUGUUGUUGUUCUAAAUUUAAGAUGUAACACUGAACAGUUGAAGUGUCUAUUAGACCCUUGCUUACUCUUGGUGUUCUACUGAGGGUUUGAUUCAUUUGUUUCUAUAUGUAAGUGGGUGGGUUUGCCUUUCAAAUCAGAUCUUACUGGAAAGCUCCAGAGUUGAUUGUAGUUGCUAGACAUGUUGGUGUGAGGGAGUGAGCCAGCUGUGUCAGGGGAAAGGAGAGAGGCCUGGGAGACUGGACAAGCAGACUUGGAGUAUUUGCAGUCCCUAGCUUUGCUGAAGUAGAUGGCUCGAGAAGAGUUCUCUAGUGGCUGUUUUCCCUCUGAAAGGGUGUACAGAGUCCAUUCAAACAACUGGCUUCUCUAGUUUGAGACGCCCUGAUGAGGAUUUUACAACCUAUUAACAGCACUGUGCUUACAAAACAGCAUGGCUUCCAUGAUUGGAAAUCCCAACAAUUCGCUGGUGUUUGCCUAUUUUGUGAUGUGUCAACAUCCCAACCUAAAGAACCAGUUUUCCUCUAACCAGGUAGCUUAGGUGAAAGACCUCAGUUACGGUUUACAUCUCUACUCAGUCACCAAACUCCACAUCCCUUCUUUCUCCACAAUGGAAUUAAUGGCUUGUCCUGGUUUGCAUUUAGUUGAAAGGAAAGUUUUGAAUGAUGUUUGUUUUUACUCCUAUUCAAAACAUUGACAUUCUGUCAAUGUUUGUUUUUACUCCUAUUCAAAACAUUGACAUUCUGUCAAUAGACUAAAUGAAUAUAUAAAUGAAAACACAGUAUGUACAUACAGAGUGAAAUUGAUUAUAUGAAAUUAAGUUAUUUGUGUAAUAUUUUUAAUCUCUAAAUUUGCAAAGUAUCCAUCAAAAUACAGCCUUCCACAAGGAGACUUAACUACCAGGUAAAAGUGUGGAAGGUGCAAAGGUUAGCAUUGUAGGACCUGACUGAGGCCUCAGACUCAAAAUUAGUUAGAUGUUUAUUUAUGUUCUCUAAAAUUUGUGAUAUUUGAAAAGAAUCGAGCACAUUGAAUGAGAUUCUGCACAUGGAGCAAUCUCUUGUUCUCUGCUCUGCCUUUGCCAGCAUGAACUGAGGGGUGGAGAAGGACAGGCUGUUCAGUGGUACCAUUCUACUGGAAAGCUCGGGCCCUGUAGAGGUAUAGGAGUAGAAUGCCAGCCCCCGAUGUGGAACUGGGGAGUUGCAUGUUAGGGAUGUGUUGAGGCUUUCUUAGCAUGUUCUGGUUUUGUUUUUGUGUUUUUGAGACAGAGACUCACUAUAUAGCCUAGGCUGGCCUUGAACGCACAGUGUAGCUCAGGUCAUGAACCUUGUGAUCCUCCAGCCUCAGCCUCUUGAGUGAGUGAUAGGAUUACAGGCAAGAGCCACCACACCUGGUAUUGAACACAUUUACUACAUUUAUUCAGGUAUCUGCUCCAGCUAGCUCCUACCAUACACUGGAGUGUUGGUCAGUAAUAAUCUGUAUUUCAAAUGCACUUUGGUACCCUACAUGUUUUUGAGGAAUUUUUUAUCAUGUAUUUACUGAGUUUCCAUGUCCAGGCUCUGUGACUUUGGCACUAUAAUGUGGACUCUCUUUGUGUUAAAACUUACUUGGAUUGGGUCAGGACAUAGGUGGGAAUUCAUUUUAAUCUUUUUCCUUUGGCACGGUGGCCAAUAUUUAGAAUGCCCCCCCCCCAUCUUUUCACUAGGCAGAGGAAUUACUACUACUACUACUGCUACUACUACUACUACUACUACUAUUAUUAUUAUUAUAGGGACUAGCUAUUGAGUUAGUUGGCCUUUGUCCAUCCCCUUUGGAUGAAACAAGAGUCGUCCUUUGUUUUUAAAUGCCUCUUUUUUGAAGCAUUUUCUCAAGUCUAUGAAUCCCCUAUUUAGUCUGCCUUAAAGUGGAACAACUGUCGGUGAACUGGAGCAUGCCGUUCUACCAGCUGUGCAGUGAUUAGUUCAAAUGUGUCCCAAGAAGUUAGCAUCAUCAUACACUUAAACUUGACACUAGGGCUAUUUACAGAUCUUAACAAACAAAACAGAUGUGAUCAUGUACAUUUUCCUGUAACUGAGCUAAAAAUCCAAAUAGCAAUCAUGGAUAUGCUUUAGGACUGGUUUCAGGCAGGUGUGUACAUCCCAGGGGUAUGCAGAUAAUAAGUCCAUUGAGAAAAUGUUAAAAUAAUGAUUCUUUGUAUUUAAUCUCAUCCUUUUAAAUUUCUAUUUUUGUGUGUUUUAUAAUGUACAUAAUAUAUUGUACAGUUGUACACUUAUAUAAUUUAUAAAUAAAUAAUACAUUUAUUGGUGCAUUA